This is a messenger RNA of Chondrus crispus (carragheen), 870 nucleotides long. Its product is annotated as Carbohydrate sulfotransferase. Gene Ontology annotation, molecular function: sulfotransferase activity. The coding region runs from base 1 to 870 and encodes 289 amino acids. Gene Ontology annotation, cellular component: membrane. Gene Ontology annotation, biological process: carbohydrate biosynthetic process. The record is from RefSeq and is a predicted model, not a curated record. The transcript has a single exon. Lineage: Eukaryota; Rhodophyta; Florideophyceae; Gigartinales; Gigartinaceae.
AUGCCCUUCCCGCGAGCGCGCGAGCCGCUGAAGCUCCGCGUGCAGCGGGGGCGCACCGCGUCGCGUCUGUUGCAGGCGGCGAGCCUGGCGGGCAUCGCGCUGCUUCUGGCGGUCGCGCCGCGCGGGGAGGACAAGCCGCUGGCCGCCCUGCUGGCGCGCCCGCCGCCGCACAUCAUCGUGUCCGAGGUGGCGCGCCUCGUCUUCUGCCCGGUGCCCAAGGCCGCAAGCAGCAACUGGAAGUACCUCAUCCGCCGGUGGGAGCGCGUGCCGGACUUUGCCAACCUGUCGCGCGCGCACCGCCCGGCCACGUCGGGCCUGCGCUACCUCGCCGACUACGCACCCGCGGAGGCCGAAGCUAUCCUGCGUGACCCCACCUACUUCCGCUUCGUCUUCGUCAGGGAGCCGUACGCGAGGCUGCUCUCGUGUUAUAUGGACAAGUUUCGCAAUACAGACCCGGAAUACGUCCGCGCCGAGUACCGCACCUUCCUGGCAGCACUCAAGGGCUGGACCUUUGCCAGGGACGUCGACGUGGAGCGCGACCCGCGCUUGACCUUUGCCCACUUUGUCCAAGCCGUCGCGGAUAUGCCCGUGCAGGACAUGAACGCUCACUGGAUGCCGCAGACCGCCUAUUGUGCCAUUGGCGUCUUGCCGUAUGACUUUGUUGGACGCAUGGAAAACUUGAAGCAGGACGUCGACUAUGUCUUUCGCAGACUUGGCCGCGUGGGCAAUCGCUUUCCGACUCAGAACCAGAUUGGCUUCCCGCCGUCUGGCGCCUCGCCAACGCUUGCCGACGAGCUCUAUGAUAACGACCUGCGCGCUAAAGUGCGCGCCAUUUACGAGCCUGACUUUCGCAUUCUGCGCUACACCUGA